Molecule: messenger RNA, 1584 nt
Organism: Candida dubliniensis CD36
Lineage: Eukaryota; Fungi; Ascomycota; Pichiomycetes; Serinales; Debaryomycetaceae
Product: dolichyl-P-Man:Man(5)GlcNAc(2)-PP-dolichol alpha-1,3-mannosyltransferase
Exons: 1
Coding region: 1-1584 (527 amino acids)
Cellular component (GO): endoplasmic reticulum
Molecular function (GO): dol-P-Man:Man(5)GlcNAc(2)-PP-Dol alpha-1,3-mannosyltransferase activity
Source: RefSeq, a predicted model, not a curated record
AUGGCAAUUAUACAAGAAUCAUCCAAAGAAGUAGAUAAUACUUCAGAAAAACACCCAAACAAUAAAGUUGUUGAUGUUACCAAUGAAAAAGUGCCCCCUGAAUUACCUGAAUUAACAUUAUCAAAUGUAUUAGAUGACAUUAAACAAGGUAUAAUUGCUUUUCUUAUAAAUCCAAAAGUUACCAUUAUUGUUUAUCCAAUAAUUAUAUGUUUAAGUUCAAUAAUUACUAAACUUGUAAUUAAUAAAAUCCCUUAUACAGAAAUUGAUUUUAUUACUUAUAUGCAACAAAUUGAAUUAAUUAAUAAUAAAGGGAUAAUUAAAUAUAGUGAAAUUAAAGGAGAUUCAGGACCAAUUGUAUAUCCUGGAGGUUUUGUUCAAAUUUAUCAAUUUAUUCAAUGGCUUAUUAGCAGUAGCACUACUGAAAAUGGUGGUGGUGGUGAGUUGGUGUUGUCUUUUGAUAUUAGAGAAGCACAAUAUAUUUUCAGUUAUUUAUUUACCAUUAGUAUAAUUUUCAAUUGUUUGAUUUAUAUUAAUUUAAUUAAUAUUCCACCAUGGACAAUAUAUUUAUUCUUAUUGAGUAAACGAUUGAUAUCAAUUUAUGUUUUACGAUUAUUUAAUGAUUGUUGGACAACAUUAUCUAUUUUAGGAGUGAUUUUAAUAUUACAACAAGCAGCAGCAGCAACUACUUCCACUACCGAAAAUUGGUUAAGAUAUUUAUUGGUAUUAUUGGCAGGAGAUUUAUAUAGUAUUGCCAUAUCGAUAAAAAUGAAUGCAUUAUUAUAUUUCCCUGGAUUCAUUAUUAUUAUUUAUUUUUUAUUGGAUGAAAAUUUAAUGAAAUCAAUUAGUGUAUUAAUAGUAAUGAUUUUUAUACAAAUUAUUAUGGGAUGGCAAUUUUUAUUACCAUUAGAAAUUUUCAAUAAAAAUGAUGAAAUUAAAAAAAUGGCAUCAAUUAUUAGAUGGGAUUAUAUUAAUAAUGCUUUUAAUUUUAAAAGAAAAUUCUUAUAUGAAUGGACAAUAAAUUGGAAAUUUUUAUCAAUUGAAAUAUUUUCAUCAAAUGGUUUUGCUAAAUUAUUAUUAUUAUUACAUGGAUUUAUUCUUUUAAUAUUUAUAUUCACAAGAUUUUUAAAUUCUCGUAUUAUUGGUGGUAAAUCAAUUACAAAUUUAAUUUAUCAAAUUUUAUUUUCAUCACCAUUUUCUUCUCACCACCAUCAAAAUUCAAAUUUAAUUAAAAAUCCUCAAUCUGGUCCACAAUUAAUAUUCAUUAUAAUGUCAAUUACCAAUUUAAUUGGUGUUUUAUUUUCAAGAUCUUUACAUUAUCAAUUUUUAAGUUGGUAUGCUUGGUCAUUACCAGGAUUAUUAUAUUUAAAUUUCCCAAUUUAUUUAGCUUUACCAAUUUGGUUUAUUCAUGAAUGGUGUUGGAAUGUUUUCCCAAGUAAUUCAAUUAGUUCAAGUAUAUUAGUUGGUAUUUUAUCAUUAAUUAUUGGUGCAACUUGGUGGAAUUUUGAUUAUUGGUUCCCACCAACAAUUAAUUCAUUAUCUACUACAUCUAAUGAAACCAAUAUCAAUAAAAACAAACAAGAAUAA